CCUCCCCCCACCCAGCUACCUGUAAAUCUGCGAUGCCAUCUUCCAACAAAUGGAUGAGACAGGCGGCCGCUGGAGCUAAAGGACAAAAAAGAAAUCACAAAAAGCGACAUUUUUUUCUUCUUUUUGUAGAAUAUUUGAGCUUUUCACCGUGAGGAGCGCAUUCAACAGUGCGCAGGACAAGAGGAGCUGCAGAAAGCUGCGCCGUCAAACAAGGUGGAGGAGUGAGUGAAUCAUCGACCGACGAGGACAGCGCUCCCCUUUUCUUUCUAUCUGUGCUAAUAAGCAAACGGAUCAGAAAUAUAGGGAACACUACGGGGUUUUUUGUUUUGGACCACGAACAUAAUGUGAUUUUAUUUUAUUUAUUUUUUUUACGCACAGAUCAAACGGAUGACGCGCAACUCGUGCCGUGGACGCGAAUCUUGAGGCGCACCUUGCUUUCAGAAGUUUCUUCUUCUUAUUCCCCGUCUCUCUGCCGUCCACCUAACUUUAAACAACCUYCCCCUUUUCGUGAAUGCAGGCGAGCGGGAAAGGAGAGCAAGGCGCGGCGAUCAAACAUGCCUGAGCCGCUGUGGCAUCAGGGGGCGCUGGCUGGAGCUCCCCGAAGCGCCUGAAUCUCUCUCGCUCUCUCUCCAUCCGAAUUGAUUUGUUUGCUCCUAAGGGGCCGGCAGGUGACCAGAAGUCCGUGAUGGCAAAGAAAGGAGAGAAAUACAGCCCGGACCCCUCGAUCCACAUAUCCAAGAUGAAUGUGGUCAUCCCGUUCUCGCCCGACGUGCCCUGUGACAGCAGCGGUCAGCGGAUGUGGUGGGCUUUCCUCGCCUCCUCCAUGGUCACUUUCUUCGGGGGGCUCUUCAUUAUCCUCCUGUGGAGGACCCUGAAGUACCUGUGGACCGUGUGCUGUCACUGUAACGCCAAGAAGAAGGACGUACACCGGAUCACGACGGGCGAUGGCAUUAAGCGUACGGACAAAGAGGACCCUGCGGCGAGCGAGGUGGGCUGGAUGACGUCGGUGAAAGACUGGGCCGGAGUCAUGAUAUCCGCCCAGACGCUGACGGGAAGAGUCCUGGUAGUUCUUGUGUUCGUUCUCAGCAUCGGAGCCCUUGUCAUAUACUUCAUAGAUUCCUCUGAUCCCAUUGAGUCCUGCCAGAACUUCUACAAAGACUUCACCUUGCAGAUCGACAUGGCAUUCAACGUGUUCUUCUUGCUAUACUUUGGCCUGCGUUUUAUUGCUGCCAAUGACAAGCUUUGGUUCUGGCUGGAGGUGAACUCGGUGGUGGACUUCUUCACAGUUCCUCCGGUGUUUGUGUCGGUGUACCUAAACAGGAGCUGGCUGGGUUUGAGGUUUUUAAGAGCCUUAAGGUUGAUACAGUUCUCAGAAAUUUUACAGUUUUUGAAUAUUCUAAAGACAAGCAACUCCAUUAAGUUGGUGAACUUGUGUUCAAUCUUCAUAAGCACAUGGCUAACUGCAGCAGGCUUCAUUCAUUUGGUGGAAAACUCAGGGGAUCCUUGGGAAAACUUCCAAAAUUCCCAAACACUUUCCUACUGGGAAUGUGUCUACCUACUCAUGGUUACGAUGUCGACUGUUGGCUAUGGAGACGUUUAUGCAAAAACCACCCUUGGCCGCUUGUUUAUGGUCUUCUUUAUCCUUGGUGGUUUGGAUGCAUUUUUUUCCCCCUCUGUUUUUGUCUUUUGCUGCCUUUUAGUUUUAUUGUCGCUCUGCCCCUCGUUUUCCAGGCACAUCGUGGUCUGUGGUCACAUAACRCUCGAGAGUGUGUCCAACUUCCUAAAAGACUUCCUACACAAGGACAGGGAUGAUGUCAAUGUAGAAAUUGUUUUUCUCCAUAAUAUUUCCCCUAAUCUUGAGCUGGAAGCCUUGUUCAAGCGUCAUUUUACCCAAGUAGAGUUUUACCAGGGGUCUGUCCUGAACCCACAUGACCUAGCCAGAGUGAAGAUUGAAUCAGCUGAUGCCUGCCUGAUCUUAGCGAACAAAUACUGCGCUGACCCAGACGCCGAAGAUGCAUCCAACAUCAUGAGGGUAAUAUCUAUCAAAAACUACCAUCCGAAGAUYAGAAUAAUAACGCAGAUGCUGCAGUACCACAAUAAGGUUCGUAUUCAUCUUACUGUGGACACGUUUCUGCUGUCUAACAUCUUCUCUUUGUUGCAGAUUGAGGAGGACACAUGGCAGAAGUAUUACCUUGAAGGAGUAGCCAAUGAGAUGUACACAGAGUACCUGUCAAGUGCCUUUGUUGGGUUGUCCUUCCCAGUCAUCUGCGAACUCUGCUACGUGAAGCUGAAGUUACUCUUGAUAGCUAUAGAGUACAAGUCUGAUCAAAGGGAAAGCAGCACUUUGAUCAACCCUGGAAACCAUGUGAAAAUGCAGGAGGGAACCCUGGGCUUCUUCAUUGCAAGUGAUGCCAAAGAAGUGAAAAGGGCGCUGUUUUACUGCAAGGCCUGUCACGAUGACAUAACAGAUCCCAAAAGAAUAAAAAAAUGUGGAUGCAAGAAAUCCAAGACACCCGCCUACAAGAGAAUGAGACUGGCAUGUUGCUUUGAUCGCAGGCGCUCAAAGUGGGAGCGCUCUUGCAUGCCGGUUAUAGUGCGUUGUAACUUGGACUCCCCUCAUCGGGACAUCCCACUCUCUGCUCUCUCUGUUAAUGAUUGCUCGGCCACUUUACGUGCCUCUAAAAAUAGCUAUAAUGGAUAUAUCAAAUCAACAGUAAACAACAGCCCUGUAAUCCGAUCGCCGCCUUAUCAGUCCAAAUCAGCCAAACUGAACCAUGUCUCAGCCAGCGUGGUCUCUAGGGSCCCCCACAGAGUUGUUGCUGUCCCCAUUCCCUUGGUAAACAACCGCAAGGGAAGCCUACUGGCCCUCAGCAAGCCCUCCGCCCUGAAACUGAGCCUCGUGGGCUCCAGAGACCUGGCCCAGGUCGGCCGGCUGCCAGGGGUGGCAGAGGAGACUCGUCAACUUCAGCGGGCGCGAAGCCUGCCGGUGAAGUACAGAUACCAKCCUGGUCACCCCAGUGUCACCACACUCGGUCGGCGGCAGUUUGAAGAGGACCAACAGACAGCUCUGUCACCCAAAAAGAAGCAGCGCAAUGGAGGCAUGAGAAAUUCUCCAAACUCCUCGCCCAAGAUAACAAGACACGACCCACUCCUCAUCCCAGGCAGUGAGCAGAUUGAGACCAUGGAUGAGAACAUAAAGAAAUACGACUCCACGGGGAUGUUUCACUGGUGCCCGUCCAAAGAUAUCGAGAAGGUCAUCCUGACCCGCAGCGAAGCAGCUAUGACUGUUCUGAGCGGACACGUGGUCGUGUGCAUCUUUGGAGAUGUGAAAUCGGCGCUGAUCGGUCUGCGAAACUUUGUCAUGCCCCUGAGAGCGAGYAACUUCCACUACCACGAGCUGAAACACAUUGUGUUUGUCGGUUCCCUGGAAUACCUGAAGCGCGAGUGGGAAACUCUACACAACUUYCCCAAAGUAUCCAUUCUGCCUGGCACACCGUUGAGCAGGGCUGAUCUGAGGGCUGUCAACAUCAACCUCUGUGACAUGUGUGUCAUCCUGUCAGCCAAUCAGAACAAUAUUGAUGAUGCAUCACUGCAGGACAAAGAGUGCAUCCUGGCGUCACUUAACAUCAAAUCCAUGCUGUUUGACGACAGCAUCGGGGUCUUGCAGGCCAAUUCGCAAGGCUUCACGCCRCCAGGGAUGGACCGAUCCUCUCCUGAGAACAGCCCAGUCCACGGAUUAGUGCGGCAGACCUCUGUUACUACUGGAGCAAAUAUUCCCAUCAUAACAGAGCUUGCACCGUUAGCAAAGCAAGGCAAAAAAGUGCCUGUGAUUUCAUUCAGUCAGGAUAAAAGCAGUGGGACCAGCAUACAAAUGAUAACUGAGCUGGUUAAUGACUCGAACGUUCAGUUUCUGGACCAAGACGAUGACGACGAUCCAGACACAGAGUUAUACCUCACUCAGCCUUUUGCCUGUGGGACAGCAUUUGCAGUCAGUGUACUGGACUCCUUAAUGAGUGCGACGUACUUCAAUGAUAAUAUCCUCACCUUGAUCCGGACAUUGGUAACGGGUGGCGCCACGCCGGAGCUUGAGGGGCUGCUGGCCGAGGAGAAUGCAUUACGCGGUGGCUACAGCACACCGCAGACCCUGGCAAACAGGGACAGGUGUCGGGUGGCACAGCUGGCCUUGUACGACGGGCCCUUUGCUGACCUCGGGGAUGGUGGGUGCUACGGGGACCUAUUCUGUAAAGCCUUGAAAACAUACAACAUGUUGUGUUUUGGCAUCUAUCGCUUAAGGGAUGCACAUCUGAACACACAAAGCCAGUGCACCAAACGGUACGUCAUCACCAAUCCCCCGUAUGCAUUUGAACUCGUGCCCUCCGACCUCAUAUUCUGCCUGAUGCAGUUUGACCACAACGCCGGUCAGUCACGGACCAGCCUUUCCCACUCGUCUCACUCCUCGCACUCUUCGAGCAAAAAGAGCUCUUCUGUCCACUCUAUCCAAACUACCAACCGCGCCAACCGAGUCAAAAGCAGGGACUCGCGAGACAAACAAAAUGCAACAAGGAUCAAUAGAGUUGGCCAAGAAAAGACAUGGUUUACAGAUGAACCAGAGAAUACCCACCUGAGGACCAUACAGAUCAAUCCUGUGAAUACGCUCGCCAUCAAACCAGUCGGUCACAAUAAAUCCGCCAGUAGCUUGAUCCCACCCAUCAGAGAAGCCGAGGACGAGUGCUGAGCUCCGGACCUCACCCCGACACCUGGACAACUGGACCUUCCAAGAGGACAUAUUGAGUGGGUGUCAGUGUGGACCUCGGAUCAUUUAUCAGCAAGACAAACUGCUUUUCUUCCUUCAUCUUUGCAGCAAUGUAACAUCUGAUCUGAUGUAGAAACAUAAAGACAAUCCUGACCACCACUCAACUUUCAGUUUGCAAAGCAGUGACCAGACUCCAUGACUGUUUUUUUUUUUUUUUGCUUUUUCACUUUAUUUUGGGGAAUGAGGGUCACUUGAGCAAGAGCAUAACCAUAGGCGAUUAUAAGCCCUGCUGGAUAAAAGACUCUAGUUGUAAAAGUUGCCUUUUAAGCUGUACAUGAACAACUACUGCUACUGCAUUUGAGUCUGGUUAAUGUAUUCUGUACAGUUUGUUAGAAUGUGUAUUUUACAUCCAGCUGCACCCCAACGCCCAUCCACCACCACAGUGGCAUUGUUGAGGACUGAUGCUGCGCUCCAUUUACCACAGGAGUCGGAAAUCCAGUAAGGGAUGGAAAUUAGCACUGGCCUAAAGUGGGUAAAUUUAUGAAAUGGUGGAUAAUCAGUUCAAAGGUCAGGGAGACAGGUUUGCAAUUCAUCAAUUCGCCUGUAGGGGGCAACAGUGCACCUGAGCUGCAGCUACAUUGCUGCAAAAACCGUUAAUAGUAGAAGAAAUUCUGAAUAGUUUUAUAUACACAGUAAAUAGUUGAUAAAAAAACCCAAACUUUUAAACAUUCUCAAAAUGAGCCAAAGAAUAUUAUGAUAAACUAAAGAAAGCACUAACAAUGAGUGGCUAGUUGUUUUUAUGAGAAUAGCAUUGUUCCCAAUGCAAGCAGCAGGUUUUGGAUUUUCUGACCUUUCAUUAUUGGAUGCUUUUGCAGUUUUGCUCUUUGUGUGACCCAAAUUUAUUCAGACAUUUUCUAAAGCAACAGGCGCAUUGGAACUGUAUUUCCGUUUUUGUUUUUUUUUUACUUAUAUGGCAGAGAACAGUGUUUGAUAAUUCACGUUUUUGGUUUCAUCUCAAGAAAACAUCAGCAUAAUCUCAAUAGGCUACAUAUCUAACCUUCUAAUUGCUGUUUUUAAAUAAUAUGGAUGUAAAAUUUGACCUUGUAGCUGUACAUUUCCAUGCCAAACAUCAGACAUUUGAACAUCUCAACAAAAAUGGCUAUUUAAAAAAAAUAUGGUGUUGGUUUGGUUUCAGCUAACUUGGUUAUGAAUAAUUUAUGUUGAAAAUUUAGUUUCAACAAUCAAAGUCUGCUAAAYGUUUUACGACAUGACAUAAGCAAUUAGCUCACGAUAAAUCACUUCCAAAYGUUUUCUACCUUCAAGGUGACAUUUAUGUGCAAUUUAACAGAAAAUUGAAUUAGUUGAAGUGAUAAAUAAUAUGCUAUAUUAUACAAUUUUGAAAUUCUGCUACAUAGGUGUGCUCRUUGGAAAACAGAAAAUUGGCUGAACCACAUUAUGAUUCAUUUUCAGCUUUCCACUUCUUAAAUUGGUAAUACAAUUUUUUUUCAAACCAUGUAAAAUGAGACGGUUCUGCUCCUUUUUGAACCUUUCUGCAAACUAUGGAUUUAGCAUAAGGAGGUAAAUGAGCAAAUAUUAUGAAAAUCCUACAAGAGAAGAACUAAACUGUCCCCAAAUUGACAGGARAUAAAUCAAAAGCUGGCUCAAUAAAGCAAUAGUAUAGGGUGUACACACGUACACGACAAGGUAAUUUUUUAUGUUCUCUCAUAUUUGUGUAUUUUUGUAUUCAAUAAUACAAAAAAWAUAUAUACAGGUCACAUUAAAUGUGGUUCAAAGUAAUUUUGUAUGAUCAUCAAACUGUUAUUCUGUAAUAGCCGAUAGGCACAAAAGGGUAUUAUCAUAAUUAUAAUCAAGAAUAUAUGGUGUAAAUACAAAGUCUUCUGAAAAUAUGCAGUUAAAUUAAAAGCAAGAUUUGAACAUUUAUAUURUUAAUUAUCUCCAACAUAUAUCAAAAGUACUUACCAACAGAGAGAAAUAUGCUUGUAAUGUUUUAUUACUUGGGUAUGCACUCCACCUACAUUAUUCAUAAAGUAAGUAAGAAGAGAGAAGAUGGGAACACUUGGGUAUGUUUAUGAUUGAUUCCAGCAGAUAUGAGCUUCAUGAACUACGAUACCUACUGUUAGAAGUAUGAAACAACAAUAAAUUUGCUCUCUAUUUUAUGCAUUAAACACUGCAAUACACUCUGUAGGAUUUUAUCGUUCUGAGUGCGAUUGACCAAGAGUCAAAACUGAAAAAUAAAUGUUUUCCACUAAAGCUUUCCCAACGUUUAGCAAGCGUGGCAGCCAUGUUUGUGGUGGUUGGCAUUAAUAAGAAACCUACAACUUUUCUCCUGGAUAUUCCAAGUUCAGGACUUCUCACAUUAUAUUUUUUUUUAACUCAGCAUCCAUGGAUUCCAAGUGCAAGUGGUGCGCAGCAUGACUCAGUGGUUUCUUUGCCAUUUGGAGCUAAUUCACAACAUUUGUGAUGGUUAACAUCGGCCAGUGUCCAUAUUGAAAUGGCAUAUGGCUCUAGCCUUAUCUCUAUACACAUGUACUUGUCUUAUCUUUGCCUUUUCAAGUCUGUAAAUGUUUUAAAUGCUUUUUUAUGCAAACCAAAACUCCCAAAAUAUCACCACAAAUGAAACAAAAGGUAACUUUUUAUGAUAGAGCUGUUUUUUUUCCUGAGAUCUAUUCAUUAACACAUAAUACCGUUGACAGUUUCUAUAACAGAGCAUGGCACAAUAUUCCAAGUAUGCAGAUGAGUUGAUUUUUUUUUUUUUUAAAGCCACAUAUCGCAUGAAGUGGGCAUCUUUAAGUCCUCCUUUGGCUGUAAGCACUGCCUGACACAGGAUUGUCUUGGAGGCAAUGAGGAAACUUGAAUGUACUCCAUCACCAAUCUUAAUGCCAUGAUCGGUUCAUUGCAUGGACGCUCGUCAAACAGCUCUAUCAUAAAAAYGGGUUUGUGUCCAGAAACAARAAUUCCGAUAAAUCAAUAAUGAUCAACAAUAUCAGCAAAUAUGGUUSUUUUGCUCUCAGAAGUCAUGUCUUAUUUARAUAAUGGAACACAGCUAUACUGGCACUGUUGUCACUUUACUUUAGCAUCCAUGAAGAUAAGAAGUAAUAACAUUAGUCCGUGACAUUCUGAAUCCACAGGUGAUUCUUCGUGGCCUAGMUUAGGAUUUGUGUUGGAUGUUGAAGGACAAAACACAAGGUUUGUGACAUUUUUACUGGCACAGAGAACAUCCGAGCUGUCCGUCCCUCGGUGCCAGUAAUGUGCCAGGCAGUGCUGAAGCCAACGGAGGACUCCACAAAGACCCACUGCUGCGAAAAGAGGCUUCUAGUUUUGCUUUCUCACCGUCGGUAAUUCAACUCUCGAACGUCUUAAAAAAYAGCUUCCACCACCAUCGCAAAGCAAUGUAUUUCAUGUAAAUCUGUAAAACUUAAAUGUAAAGUAUUUCUUUGUAGCGUGUUCCUGUUUGACGGUACCUGUGGUGUUGAGACACAUUCAGCAUUGCUUGUAUUCAUUUUAUGCACUUUUUAGCACAUCCACUCGUCAAACGAUGGUCCCGAUUUGAUAUCUACGUCACUAUACGCAGAAAUAACAUUAUUGUCUUGUAUAAACUUGAUUGUACAUAAAUUGUACAUGAUUUCAUUUUGUAUUUUCACAAAUUAAAAGCAGAUGUAUGGUGUUUUAUCGAA
Poecilia reticulata (guppy) is the source of this 8448-nucleotide messenger RNA. Lineage: Eukaryota; Metazoa; Chordata; Actinopteri; Cyprinodontiformes; Poeciliidae. The record is from RefSeq and is a predicted model, not a curated record.